AUGUCGAUGUCUCAACAUCUCAAGAGCAAGACCUUGAUUUCCCGCCUGAAACCCUUUCUCCGUCUCGAGAGGUUUCGAAGCGGCUUUGUUGUAGAUGGAGGCCUAGCCCAGUUCUGUACGGACGCGGGAACAUGCUCUGGCUCAGGUCAAGUUGAGUUUUGUAAAUGGAGAAAGCUGGAUGCUACGUCCUUGGGGAUACCAAAGUCGACGUUACCUUCUUAUUCUUGGAUUGUUCUAAAGAAUCUGCGAAGUGCAGGUUUCAACACCUACUUAGUCGGUGGAUGCGUAAGAGACUUACUUCUAAAUAAAGUUCCCAAAGACUUCGAUGUGAUUACAACUGCAACACUUGAACAGGUAAAAAGGAAGUUUCGUUAUGCAAUAAUCAUCGGAAAGCGAUUUCCUAUCUGUAGGGUCAAAGUAAAAGGCAUGAUAGUGGAGGUCUCAAGUUUCGAAACUGCAGCUAAAAAGUCCCGAAGAAAAGAAGUUAGCAUCCCCCAGAGGCAAACACGGCUUAACUCAAAGGACUUAGUUUGCUGGAAAGACAGCAAGUACAGAGACUUCACAAUUAACAGCUUGUAUUUUGAUCCUUUCCGGAAUGCAAUUUUUGACUUCAACAAUGGAGUAAUGGAUGUGAAAUCUCUAAAGCUAAGGACAGUGAUACCAGCUCAAACGUCGUUUCAGGAGGACCAAGCCAGGAUUUUGCGUGGGUUGAGACUCGCAGCUCGUCUUAAUUUAUCUCUUUCAAAAGAGACUGAAGCAGCUAUAUGUAGUCUCUCUUCGUUGGUUGCUGACCUUUGCAAGUCUAGAAUAAACUUGGAGAUUAAUUAUAUGCUAUCAUAUGGAGCCGCGGAGCCCUCGCUUCUUUUGCUGAAGAGGUUCAAAUUGCUCGAGAUAUUGCUACCAUUUCAAGCAGCAUAUCUUUCUGAGCAGGAACAUAAUGGGCUUGACCAGCGUUCUGUAAUGCUAAUGAAGUUAUUUUUCAACUUGGAUCUGUUGAUCACUUGUGACCGGCCUUGUGAUCAAAGUAUGUGGGUCGCAAUCAUGGCAUUUCACAUGGCACUAUUUAGUAAUCCUCAGCAUAUUGUCGUGGUGCUAACCUUUGCCUCACUUCUUUAUCAUCAAACAUGGACCGAAAGUAUCGAGUUUGCUAGAAAAAAUGCUAAGGCUACCCAGAUUUAUGUGCCUGAAGUUUUAGAUGCUUCUCACGACUUAUCUGAUGAUGAAAUAGCUGAAAGAGUAACUCGUUUUGCUGGACAAGUAGCAAAAUCUGUCGAUAUUCUCACCAGAAUCGACUGUCUUAUUGAAGCAAUGACCAGGUUUCGAGAAAUCCAACCCUCCAAUCUGGUUUUUGUAUCGGUGAAUAUGGGGUCAAAGGUCAAGGAUAUUUUUAAAAUUUUGUCAAAAGAUGUCACAUCCUUGGAGGCCAGCAACAAGAGAGUUGUGUGCAUAAAUCAUAAUUUGCUAACAGCAGGGAAGACACAUCAGGUCAGGUUUGUGCUUGGGAAGAUUAUACUGGACAGUUUACUUGCAAUUGCUAAGCAAGAUAAUAUGGAAAUGAAGAAUCCACACCCAGAAUUGGAGGUUCUUGAUCAGAAUAUGAACAAGAGGAACUUGUCAUCAAAUAACGAGUUGCCAAGCGAAAGUGCUCGUUUGAAAACCAUGUUUAAUGACAACAGUGUAAUAACGGACGACAAAUUUGGGCGUGAUAAGAUCCCCAAAGGUAAGCUUUCUAGCCUGUUUUAA
This is a messenger RNA of Striga hermonthica, 1743 nucleotides long. Lineage: Eukaryota; Viridiplantae; Streptophyta; Magnoliopsida; Lamiales; Orobanchaceae. The record is from the annotation of a GenBank genome assembly.